Parastagonospora nodorum SN15 is the source of this 1029-nucleotide messenger RNA. RefSeq lists its product as hypothetical. Gene Ontology annotation, molecular function: Rab geranylgeranyltransferase activity. Bases 1 to 1029 code for a protein of 342 amino acids. Gene Ontology annotation, biological process: protein geranylgeranylation. The transcript has 4 exons. The record is from RefSeq and is a predicted model, not a curated record. Gene Ontology annotation, cellular component: Rab-protein geranylgeranyltransferase complex. NCBI's taxonomy places the organism in Eukaryota, Fungi, Ascomycota, Dothideomycetes, Pleosporales, Phaeosphaeriaceae.
AUGAGUCUGGCAGCGGGCCCAGGCAUCGGCGGCAUGGCCACCAUGCCCGGCGAGCUGCGACUCUUCGUCGACAAGAACGUCCGCCGCGCAAGCAUCAAACACCAAGAUCCCGCGCUGACCCGCCCCCAGCGCAAAGACGAGCUGGAGUACUGGCUCACCGAGCAUCUGCGCCUCAACGGCCUGUACUGGGGGUUGACUGCGCUGCAUCUCCUGGGCCAUCCUGACGCUCUGCCGCGCGGGGAGAUGCUCGAAUUUGUCUUCUCGUGUCUGCAUGAGAAUGGCGGCUUCGGCGCAGCCCCGGGCCACGACGCUCACAUGCUGUACACCGUUAGUGGUGUGCAGAUACUAGCCACUCUCGACGCCUUUGACGAGCUUGAUGAGCGCGUAAAGGAUGGUCGCUUGAAGAUCGGCAACUAUUCUCUGAUCACCAAGCAGUGCUCACAGACUGCAGAUAUUGCAAACUUGCAGGAUCCCGUUACAGGCACCUUUGCAGGCGAUGAAUGGGGAGAACGAGACACACGCUUCCUUUACGGCGCUCUGAAUGCCCUCUCGUUGAUGGGGUUGCUGCAUCUCGUGAACGUAGAGAAAGCAGUUGAACAUGUCCAUUCGUGUGCCAAUUUUGAUGGCGGAUAUGGCACGAGUCCGGGCGCAGAGACGCACUCAGGUCAGGUGUUUACGUGUGUCGCAGCACUGACCAUCGCGGGGAGAAUCGACCUGGUCAACACAGAAAAGCUCGGCGCCUGGCUAAGCGAACGACAACUCAAGAACGGCGGCCUCAAUGGCAGACCUGAGAAGAAGGAGGAUGUGUGCUACAGCUGGUGGGUGAUGAGCAGCAUGGCCAUGCUCGGCAAGCUGCAUUGGAUCGACGGCGAGAAGUUGACUCAGUUCAUACUGCAGUGCCAGGAUCCUGAGUUGGGCGGUCUCUCCGACCGACCUGGUGAUAUGGUCGAUGUCUUCCAUACCAACUUUGGCAUUGCCGGGCUGAGUCUGCUACAGUACCCGGGCCUGGAAGAAGUGGACCCUGUGUAG